Molecule: messenger RNA, 4908 nt
Organism: Cornus florida
Lineage: Eukaryota; Viridiplantae; Streptophyta; Magnoliopsida; Cornales; Cornaceae
Product: putative late blight resistance protein homolog R1B-8
Exons: 2
Coding region: 490-4380 (1296 amino acids)
Biological process (GO): defense response to other organism
Molecular function (GO): ADP binding
Source: RefSeq, a predicted model, not a curated record
AGAGAAGCAGGCAUCCCAUGUAUGAUCUGAAUUUAAUCGUAGCCGUUAAAUUGUAAAGUAACAAGAAGAAAACCCUUAAACACAGCAUCAACAUAGACCCCUCCGCCAAGAGUACUCCUACGAACAGUUACAAGGCUAGGUCUCUCUUCCCUCUCUCCAUCGUCUGAAAUUUCUCAACAUUUUUGGUCUCAAUUUUUAAUAAUGCAAGUUGUAGCUAGGUGCUAGUGAUUCAACUGAUCAAGGGUUUAAAUAGUUUUUUGUCAACAUAUCAUGAAAACACUUGGAUGAUGGUCUGUUCCAUUAUUUGCAGUUGAAUUUGAAGCUUCUGCUAAUUAUGACCUUAUGGGUUGAGAGCUUAACCAUUUGUUGGAAUUGUCACACAUUGGAAGCUCUGUUCCACCUUCAUGACUCAAGAGUUGACUUCAAUUACCAUCAGCUUAUGCUAAAACCACUGGGCAUAGCUUCAGAGAGAAGAAAAAGAGAGAAUAAAUGGCAGACUCUGCUGUAGAUUUUCUAUUGGAGAACUUGAUGCAGUUAAUAAACUCUGACAAGGAAUUGAUCCUGGAGGCUUAUGAUCAGGAGAAAGUAGCCAUUGAGAGGGAACAAAUCGAAUGGGUUUACACGGAGAUGCAUUUUCUGCGAAAGUUUCUGAAAGAUUCGGAGGAGAAACGAGAUGAACAUGAAGAGCUGAAGAGGCUUGUGGUGAGGAUUAGAGACUUAAGUUACAAGACAGAAGAUAUCAUCGACUGGUUCCUACUCAAAGCUGCCGUCUUGCCACUGAGAGAUGGAAGAAGCACGGCUUAUGAUUUUGAUCUCCUCAUCAGUACUUCAUCCAAGAAUGUUGUGUACAAGGCUUAUAAUAUCUCUAUGAGCUUAAGAAAUAUUAUAGAAGAUACUGGUUCUCUAAAGAAAUGCAAGAUAGAGGUAAUGGGAAUUCUCUCAUGGCUUUGUGAUCACAUGGCUGACAAAAUUCGUGAUCGCUUUCGUGGUGUCACAGAAGAGAUCAAGCCAAUCGUAAAAGAGGCGAUGAAUAUUAUUAUCUAUGGAUCGAGUCUAGGAUGGCUUGAGACUAACGUGUCUGGUAAAGCUAAAGCCCACAACAAGGUCAUUGGUCAACGAUUGUCCGGAGAAAAAAAUUGUGAAGUUGAUCACAUCCUUAAUACGCCCAGUAUGGAAAUUCUCGAUGGCUUUGGCAGUAUCAUAAGAGAUGUGAGAUAUAAUUUGAUGUUUAAGUAUAGUUUGUGUAAUAAAAUUGCUAGCCUUAUUCCUUUGUCCAUACAAAAAAUUGGAGAAUUUGAUGACCUUCUUAAUUCGUCCAGCAAGGAAAUUCAUAAUGGCUUUGGCAGUAUCAUAAAACAGAUCAAGUCUAUCAUUGAAGAGGCGAUGGACAUUCAUGAAAAGCGAUCUGGAAAGGGACAGGGUUUCAAUUUUUCGACCUACGGUGAGAAAAUUGAUGAUAUCGCUAUUCGAUUGUCCAGAGCAAACGUUUGUUGUGAAGUUUUCCUCUAUCAAGUGUACGCUAAGGAACCUCGUGAGGUAGAUCGCCUCUAUGAAUUGUCUGGAGUCUUUUUGAACCUUGCUAAAAAAAUUUGGUUUCACGACAAUGAAGACGCAAGUGAUUGGCCUCUGUUUUGGUUUGCUGAAGACUAUUAUCACUUGUUGAGUACGUAUGAAGAGAUGGUUGACUUGGCUGAGAAAAUUGGUCCACGUAGCUUUCGCAGCAUCACAGAAGAGAUCAAGCAUAUAAAUACAGAGGUGAUGAAGAUUUAUGAGAAGGGAUUGAGUGUCCCAUGGAUAAAUUCUCAAAUGACUUGUGAAAUCCUUGUUAACCUCCUCAAUUUGUCCACAAAGUUGGUGGACCUGGCUGAGAAAAUUUCUAAUAGCUUUGGCUGUGUCAUAGAAGAGACUAAUUCUGUCAAGACAGAAGUGAUGAAGAUUUAUCAAAAGGGUUUGAGACUGUCAUGGCUUGAAUCUGUUAUGGGUGAUGAAAUCCAUAAAUCGUUUGGCAUUGUCACGGAAGAGAUAAAGUCUAUCAAGAGAGAGGUGAUGAAGAUUUAUGAGAACAGCAUGUAUGGCAUCAGAGUGUUGCGAGUCGAAAAGUCGUACUCAUCAAUACCCACCAACUUCACACUCAAGGAAGUCGUACUCAACCAAGAAUUAGUAGUGGGUUUUGAUGAUGAAAUGGAAACAAUAAUGGAGCUGCUUAUUAGACAACAUGAUACGCAGCUAAAGAUUAUACCGAUCAUCGGAAUGCCUGGACUCGGUAAGACCACUCUAGCCAUGAAGGUGUACAACAAUCCUCUCAUUGAAUAUCAGUUUCAUAUUCGAGCAUGGACCCAUGUAUCUCAAGUAUACUGGAGGAGAGAUUUGUUACUUAGCAUUUUGAGUUCUGCAGAUAUCCAGCUUAAAGGUAAAAUUGAAAAAAUGAGUGACGAAGAGUUAGGUGAAGGAUUGUACAAAAGCCUGAAAGGUAAGAAGUAUCUGGUCGUCAUGGAUGAUAUAUGGGAGAUCACGGCCUGGAAUGAUAUCAAAAGAUAUUUUCCAAAUGACAAAAAUGGAAGCAGAAUUAUAUUCACUAGUCGGAAUGGAGAUGUGGCUUUAGCUUUGCCUGCUAAUCCUCACUAUUUGCGGUUUCUAAAUUCAAAUGAAAGUUGGGAUUUAUUGAGGCAGAAGGUAUUUCAGGGAGGUUGUUGCCCUUGGGAGUUGAUCGAAAUUGGAAAGCAAAUUGCCAAAAAAUGUCAAGGACUACCACUUGCAAUUGUUGUAAUAGCUGGACUUCUCGCAAAGAAAGGCAAGACACAAGAUUGGUGGAGCCAUGUUGCUGGAAAUGUAAGUUCAUGCAUUGUUAGUGAACAAGAGCAAUUCGUGGAACAAUGCAUGAACACACUAGCAUUGAGUUACGACCACUUGCCUUAUUACUUGAAGCCUUGUUUCCUCUAUUUUGGAGCAUUCCCUGAAGACUAUGAAAUUCCUGUUUGGAAGUUGAUCCGGUUAUGGAUCGCUGAAGGAUUUAUAGUGCGAAAUCAACAAAAAAGUGUAGAAGAAGUCGCGGAGGAUUACAUGAUGGAUCUAAUCGAUAGAAGUUUACUGAUUGUUUCCAAGAAAAGGAGUAAUGGUAGAAUUAAAGCAUGUCGUGUCCAUGAUCUGUUGCGUGAUUUAUGUUUGAGAAAAGGUCAAGAAGAGAAUUUUUUCAUGCGAGUUUCGAGGUAUGAACCAACAUUUUCUUCUUCCUCAAAUCCUAUGGCUACAAAGCAGCGUCGCAUUUGCAUCAGUACUCGCAUUGAUUUUUUUACCAUUGCUACUCUCUUUAAUGGAUGCGGUCAUUCAAAGCAUGGUGAUCCAGAGGUUCGCUCUUUCUCUUCAACUACAGAGUUAUCUAUAUUUUAUCUAGAAUCCUUUUUUAGAGCCUUCAAACUUCUUAGGGUAUUAAAUAUAUCAUCCGUCAAAAUUUCCUCCAUUCCUGAAGGACUACAACUGCUAGUUCAUUUGAGGUAUUUAUCAAUUCAUAUUGACAAAGAAUCUUUUUGCCCAUCAAUAUCCAACCUCUGCAAGCUAGAAACCUUUAUUAUUGAAGGAGGACCAAUAGGUUUUGUAUCUUUCUCACAUGAUAUCUGGAAGAUGGUGAAGUUGAGGCAUUUGUAUGCAAAGCGGUUUAUUGAAAUCCCUCAUGUACCUAAUGAUGAUGAUCCCUUCAUGUUGGAUGACCUUCAGACUGUGGGCAAAUUAGAUCUUCGUGGUGUAGAUGUGCAAUUCUUGCGAUUGAUUCCGAAUCUCAAGAAACUAACAUGUUGUUUUACAGAGUCAUUGGGUGGGAACAAUACCUUUCCUAAAUUGGAGUUUUUAGUUCACCUUGAAAAACUUAAUAUAACUUACGGUGAAUCCAAAGGAUAUCUUGCAAGAUUUCCCCAUCUAGAUCAGUUUCCUCCAAAUCUCGAAAGCUUAACUUUGUCAAACUUCUGUCUAUCUUGGGAGGAAAUGUCGACCCUUGGAAAGUUGCCUAACCUUGAGGUUCUUAAAUUAUCAUACAAGGCCUUUGAGGGACCAAGGUGGGACACAAGUGAUGGGCUGUUUCAUAAACUCAAAUUCUUGAGGUUUCAACGUUUGGACAUCAAGCAAUGGAAUGCUUAUAGUAGUCACUUUCCCGUCCUUCAGACGUUGGUAUUAGAUGAUUGUAAACAACUCAAGGAGAUCCCAUCUGGUUUAGCUUAUGUUUUUACAUUGGAGACGAUUCGGCUCUGGUACUGUAGUUGCUCAGCAGCACGCUCUGCCUUGCAAAUUAAAGAACUGCAAAAAGAAGACGGAUAUGAUGGACUUAAGAUCCAUAUUUACCCUUCAAAUUAUGUGGAGGUUAAUGAGGAUGACGAGGAUGAUGCACCUUGAAGCUGAUUAUGAGGAUGACAGGAAUGCCAUAGGAUUCAGUCACUUAAAUACUGCUACUAGUGUUGCCUGUGAUGAGGUUUGCCUGAUGCUCUUGCCUUAGUUGAGUUUUUCCUGAUGAGUUCUGGCCUACUAGAUGUUACUUGCUGCUUGCCUUUGCUGAAUUGUCUGAGCUUACUGCUAAUGAUGGCGUUGGCCUUUGCUGAACUUUGCUGAUGGUGUUAGCAUCCUGAUGAUGGUGUUGGCUUUUACUGCUGCUCUCUUUGAUGCGGGAAACUAAUUGAUGCGCUAAAUGCCAGUCAUCUCAGUAAUGAUGUUUCUUUUAGUAAACAUUAUAUGUUACACUUGUAUAUCUAUUGAUUGCCUGCUGGCUUCUCUUGUACACAGUAGCAAUUUUAUUUAUUUAUUUUUCCCUGGUGUAUGGGUUGCUUGUCUUUAGUUUUCAAGGAGAAGGAAUCUUUACAUGUCAUGUCAAAACAGCUUUGGAUCUUAAAGUCCAUCAUAUGGAUGUAUAGUUUCAGUUGACUAUGA